AGGAAAUGAAGGAAAUGAGAUGAGUUCUUCUAUUGAUAUCUGGUUUUGUGGUCAUUUACACGGUAUGCGGAUGCUCUGUUUUUAUCGGUACUAAAAGCCUUGAGCAUAAAUACUGGAGAAAGUACUUCGCCCCAAGUGAUAAAGAAAGUGUACAUACAUCCUCCUAGUGCUGACCUCAUCGUGCUUCCAGAUGGUAGAUACAUGGCAUACAAGGAACAAGGUGUUCCGGCUGACAGAGCUAGAUUUUCAAUGAUUGCACCUCAUUCUUUUCUGUCCUCCCGACUUGCAGGUAUACCUGGAGUUAAGGCUUCACUGCUGGAGGAGUUCGGAAUACACUUGUUAACCUAUGAUCUUCCAGGUUUUGGGGAGAGUUCUUCUCACCCUAGCCGAACACUUCAGUCAUCAGCACUCGAUAUGCUGUUCCUAGCAAAUGCAUUGGGUCUCAACCAAAAAUUUUGGGUACUGGGAUAUUCUAGUGGAAGCCUACAUGCAUGGGCUGCUCUGAGAUUCAUUCCUGAUAGGCUUGCAGGUGCUGCCAUGUUUGCUCCAAUGGUUAAUCCAUAUGAUUCAAUGAUGAACAGGGAAGAGAAAUAUGGUACGUGGGGGAAGUGGACCCGAAGAAGGAAAUUUAUGUACUUUUUAGCUCGGAGAUUUCCGAGCUUACUUGCUUACUUCUAUCAUAGGAGUUUUCUGUCUGGAAAGCAUGAACAGAUUGAUAAGUGGCUUUCAUUAUCACUGGGAAGGAGGGACAAAGCUUUGAUUGAGGACCCUGUCUACGAAGAAUUCUGGCAAAGGGAUGUUGAGGAAUCAAUACGACAAGGAAAUGUAAAACCAUUUGUGGAGGAAGCUGUGCUGCAAGUCUCAAACUGGGGUUUCAGCCUUGCAGACGUCAAGUUGCAAAAGAAAAGGAGAGGAAGAGGCAUCCUCAAUCUACUGAAAUCCUUUUUCAGUGGAUCGCAGGAGGAAUUCACUGGUUUUCUUGGUCCCAUACAUAUAUGGCAGGGGAUGGAUGAUAAGGUUGUCCCGCCAUCGAUGACUGAUUUUGUGCACCGGAUUUUGCCUGGAGCUGCAAUGCAUAAGCUGCCAUACGAGGGCCAUUUCACGUAUUUCUGUUUCUGCGACGAAUGCCAUAGACAGAUAUUCACUACCCUUUUCGGAACCCCACAGGGCCCUCUCAACAAUACCAUAGAAGUAGUAGACGAAAUUUCGUUUGAAAAUCACACAUCAGAAUCAGCAGCAGCAGAAGAGCUACAAAUUGAUAAUAACUUUUCUUAAUUCUUCAACUGUUAGAUAUCGUUUUUUACUAUACAAGAGAAUGCUGAUGUAUAUACAUACUUGCAUAGGUUGAGCAAAUAAUUGGCAAAAAAAAAAAAAAAAAAAAGAAAUUUUAAUUUUGGUUUCUUUUUUGGGAGGGUUUAUGUAGGUCAGUAUUGGAAACUUGUGACAGAGAUGUUGGGUAAAGUGAAAAUAUACAAGAAGAGUAAUUUGCUUUGCUUCUGAAAA
Molecule: messenger RNA, 1503 nt
Organism: Carica papaya (papaya)
Lineage: Eukaryota; Viridiplantae; Streptophyta; Magnoliopsida; Brassicales; Caricaceae
Source: RefSeq, a predicted model, not a curated record